AUGUCAAAACCCUAUUACUCCCUCUUUGCAGUGUUCAUCAUUCUGGUGACAUGUCAUGCUCAGACUGAUAGUAACACAUCAACAGUAUGUGCUCCUUCUAACUGUGGUAACAUCUCCAUCGGUUACCCUUUUUGGAAGAAGUCCGACACCAACGUUGGAGAGUUUUGUGGCUACCCUGAGUUUGGUCUUGAAUGCUCGGACGACCAUGCCAUCAUUAAAUUUCCAACUGACACAUACCAAGUCGCAGAUAUAAACUAUGAUGUUCGUUCAAUUACACUUCUUGACAUAGAUGUUUUGGACCAACCAUGUCCUAGGGCACGACACAAUGUUUCCCUACAAAACCUUCCUUUGUCUUUCAGCUCUCUAGAUUUGAAUCUGAGUUUCUAUUUCAACUGCAGCUCUUAUCCUGCAUCUGUUGAGCACAUAAAGUGCAUGCAGCAACAUGAUAAGAAUCAGUCUUAUGUGUUUCUGGCUGGGGAUGAAGUUGAAAAUGGAUACGGUUGGGUAAGGCAGUGCGAUGAGCAUGUUGUGGUGACAGUGAAGCAAGAAGAGAUCGAUGGUACUAAUUUGAUCACUGGUUUUGGUGAUGCCAUGAAGAAAGGGUUUGUGCUUGAUUGGGUGAGUGCUAAGGAUUGUGCAGCGUGUGAGGAUUCUGAUGGCUAUUGCAGAUACAAUCAUACCACCAAGCAAUCAAGUUGCUUAUGCAGAGAUGGCAGAACUGUUGCCAAAAGUUGCAAAAAAGGUACACUUUAA
Vigna umbellata (rice bean) is the source of this 753-nucleotide messenger RNA. Lineage: Eukaryota; Viridiplantae; Streptophyta; Magnoliopsida; Fabales; Fabaceae. The record is from RefSeq and is a predicted model, not a curated record.